Molecule: messenger RNA, 740 nt
Organism: Metschnikowia bicuspidata var. bicuspidata NRRL YB-4993
Lineage: Eukaryota; Fungi; Ascomycota; Pichiomycetes; Serinales; Metschnikowiaceae
Exons: 2
Coding region: 87-497 (136 amino acids)
Source: RefSeq, a predicted model, not a curated record
GACGGUGGUGAGCUUCGUGUAGAGUGAGGCGCGGCCGAGAGCUGGGGUAUGCGGCGAGAAUAGUAUGUAUAAUCUGGGGCGAUUCCAUGCGAGAAGGGACAAGGUUGGAAGAAGCGGGGAUCCUUGACCUCACGAGGCAUAUGAUCUUGGUCCAGCAAGUUUUGUGCCUGGGCAAGUAUUUGGCAUCCUCAAGUAUUUGGCAUCGUCGAGUAUUCGGCAUCCAGCAAGUCAUUUUCAUUCAACUAGAAGUAUGUGUCAUUCAACUAGCAUAUUUCUCAGUCAACCCGCAGUUUUUCCACGAGAAUUGGCAUCCAGCAAGAUUUGGCAUCCAGCAAGUAAUUUUCGUUCAACUAAAAGUAUUUGUCACUCAACUAGCAGUAUUUCUCAUUUUACCAAAAUAUUUCCCAUUCAACCAUCAGGAUCUCCCAUUCAACCAGCAGUAUACGGCACCACCCAGAACUGUUCUCGACUACUCACUACGGCCAGAGGUUCUCUAGACCAUUCAAUGUAAGGACAUCUGCAUCGUCGCUCCGGCCCGAUAAGACGUCCUCUCCAGCCGCACAAACAAUUAGCAUUCGUUCAGCUGAAAAAUACUUCUUCCCGCAUCUGCAAGACAAACAUACAUACCGCUCUGUAUACCGACACCCCGGACUCGUGGAGAAUCUGCAUUCACUUUCAACCGAGGCAUCGAGGGUAAGAAACCGGCAGGUCCGUGGACUUGGCCACUACACUAAACACGC